Messenger RNA from Python bivittatus (Burmese python), 900 nucleotides. NCBI's taxonomy places the organism in Eukaryota, Metazoa, Chordata, Lepidosauria, Squamata, Pythonidae. The record is from RefSeq and is a predicted model, not a curated record.
AUGAGCUCUGCAAAAGAACUCGACUAUCCUCAUAUCCUAAUUCAGUAUCAGAAUGGAUUUCUAGUAUCUAAGGUGAUGUUUGCUGCCUGUGAGUUGGGUGUGUUUGAUCUGUUGCAAGAAUCCAAAGAAAACUUGUCAUCCAAAGCCAUCGCGGAACGUCUGGGGAGCAGCCUCCAUGGAAUGGAGAGACUGUUGGAUGCCUGUGUGGGUUUAAAGCUUCUCGAAGUAGAAGUGAACAAAGAAGGAGCUUUUUAUGGCAACACAGAAAUCUCUGAACAGUUUCUCACAAAAUCAAGUCCAAAGUCUCAGUAUCACAGUUGCAUGUACUACUCCAGAACAAUUUAUCUCUGCUGGCAGUACUUGACAGAGGCUGUGAGGGAAGGCAAGAACCAAUAUGAGAGAGCAUUUGGCAUUUCAUCAAAAGCUGUUUUUGAAGCUCUAUACAGAUCAGAAGAGGAAAUGGUGAAAUUCAUGUAUGGAUUGAAUGCAACUUGGAGCCUAUGUGGCAGAGAUGUGAUAACUGCAUUUGAUCUAUCACCAUUCACUGUGAUUUGUGAUCUUGGUGGGGAUUUUUUUAAAGAUCCUCUCCCGGAAGCCGAGCUGUAUAUUUUAGCAAGGAUCCUCCAUGACUGGUCAGAUGAAAAAUGUGUGCAACUUCUCACAAAAGUGCAAAAGUCUUGCAAAACGGGUGGUGGUGUUUUACUAAUUGAAACUCUUCUGAAUGAGGAUAAACACGGGCCAUUGGAGAGUCAGCUCUAUUCCCUUAAUAUGCUCAUUCACACUGAAGGAAAAGAACGGCCACCGGCAGAGUACAGCAAGCUCCUCACGGCAAGUGGUUUCAAGGAGAUUGAAGUUAAGAAAUCUGGAAAGCUGUAUGAUGCCAUUUUAGGAAGAAAAUAA